UCUCUGGUGUCAAUUCCUCUAACUACUUAACAUCUACCUACCCCUUGUUCAGCCCCGUCCGAGAACAACAUAUACAACUCAACCUACUCUUAACAUAUCCUCUACUACAUACAACGAAAAACCACAACCACAACCACAAUGCCAACCAACACCCUCCUCCGAACAACCCGCCUCACCCGCCUAGCUCUCCCCCAAACCCUCCGUCCCUCCAACCGCCUAACCCAACCCCUCCUCACUCAGACCCGAACAUACGCCACAAAAGACCAAACCAGCGACAAAUACCACGACCGCACCAAGCUCGACCCGCAGCGCUCAGAGGUCACCAAGUCCGGCACGGACGCCGAAGUCGCCAGCCACCCCGCAGCCUUCGACCCCAGCAAGACGUCGCCCGAGAGCGAGAUGAAGGCCACCGAGGAGGAGAGUAAGCAGGCGGGCAAGACGAGCAAUCCGCUGAAUAUGAGCCCGGCGAAUAGUGAGACGAAUGAUUGGCAGAAUCAGGCGGAGCAGGGGGCGACGAGGAAUGAGGAUAAGGAGAGGAGUAGUGAGAGGGGGACGACGAGGAAGAAUAGGGAGGUUAAUAAGUCGGGGGAGUGGAGGAAGAAGUAUUAGUUGAUUUCUUUUUUCUUGGGUACUUUGGUUUUCGUUGUGUAUAAUACUACUGGUACUUCUAUUAGGGUUAUCGAAUAAAGCAUCAAUAUAUGUGUAUAUCCG
Aspergillus candidus is the source of this 711-nucleotide messenger RNA. RefSeq lists its product as uncharacterized. Lineage: Eukaryota; Fungi; Ascomycota; Eurotiomycetes; Eurotiales; Aspergillaceae. The transcript has a single exon. The record is from RefSeq and is a predicted model, not a curated record. The coding region runs from base 139 to 609 and encodes 156 amino acids.